GAUCCCGUGAGCGGUGGCCGGAAUGGAAACAUACGAGCCGGCGAUGAGAAGUUGUCUGAUCCGGGUGGUCGUGUGAGCGCUGCCGGCUCCGAGAAGAAAACUCAUGUGUUCCUGGUGUCUCUGUGUUCCCGUUUUCCUGUUAUCGGAUUACCUGUUUUUGGAUCCCUGUUUCUGCUGCCCAGCUCAUCUGCCCAUCUGCGUGAGGGUGUCAGUGGAUGAGGUGGGCUGUUCUCCACAACCCAUCAUGGACAUCAACUGUCAGCCCCAUCUCCAAACCUCCUGUCUGGCUGGUUCCUGCUCCAAAACGGCUCCCUGUGUCUGAGCUGUGACAUCUGGGACUCGCGGGCUGCUGACACCAUGACACAGACAGACUACAAAUACAGCCUGCUGGGCUCAGCAGUGGACGACUACCGCAAGAGGCCAUUGCUCCUACAGGUGGACGACACACCCAUGAACUUGUUUGCAGUCCUGGAAGUGAAACGGGAACUACCGAGGCGCUGGAGCACCCUGGGCUGCUUCCGCAAGAUCCGUCUCUACAGCUUCCUGUUCGGCCUGGCUGUCACGUUCCUCAUCAUGGCUUCGUACAUUCUGACAGGAGACAAGAAGGGCCUACUCCUAACCCCUUCCCCUUACCACCUCAGCAGCCUAGUCAGCCCAGGACCUUUUUCCUUCAACCUCUCCUCAGUCAAGGACUAUGCACAUAUCAAACUAGUGGUCAAGUCCAUCACAUCCAAGGUGGAGUUUCGCAGCAGUCGACAGAUCCCAGAGCUUAAGUCGCUGGUUAACAGUGAGCCACAUAUGUUUUCUGUUAUCCCCCACAAAUUCCUGCCUGGUUUCAAGAACCCAUGCUGGUAUGAGGAGUACACUGGGAAUAUCACUUCGGACCCUUACAGGACAAACUUGUAUGCACGCUAUUCGAGGCGCUUCCGGACCGUGUUUCAGCACUUGAGGAACACUUUCCGAGAGCACUUGUUUCAUCAUGAUGGGAAACUCUACCGCAUGCGGUGCCUUCCUUAUUUCUAUAUCAUUGGCCAACCAAAGUGUGGCACGACAGACCUGUAUGACAGACUGAGGCUGCAUCCGGAUGUCAAGUUCACCACUUUCAAAGAGCCACACUGGUGGACCCGCAAGAGGUUUGGUAUAAUUCGUCUCAGCGAGGGCUUCCACGAUCGAUACCCAGUAGAAGACUACCUGGACUUGUUCGAUCAGGCUGCUUACCAAAUCCAGGGCAACCUCACAACAAAUGCCAGUGGAAACCCCAGCCAUCCUAACAUGAUCAUAGGAGAAGCCAGCGCGUCCACCAUGUGGGAUAACAACGCCUGGGUGUAUUUCUACGACAACACCACAGGGGGAGAGCCUCCCUUCCUUAUCCAGGACUUUGUUCACGCCCUGCAGCCUGAUGCCCGCUUCAUCGUUAUGCUCAGGGACCCAGUGGAAAGGCUAUACUCUGACUACCUUUACUUUGGUAUUGCCAAUAAGUCUGCAGAGGAUUUCCAUGAGAAGGUGUCAGAGUCGCUGCAGUUAUUCGAGGGUUGCCUUACGGAGUACACAAUGCGAUCCUGUGUGUACAACACUACUGUCAACAAUGCUAUGCCAGUUCGAUUGCAAGUUGGCCUGUACAUUGUGUACUUAAUGGACUGGCUGACUGUCUUCAGCAGGGAACAAAUUCUGGUCCUGAGGUUGGAAGACCAUGCCUCUAAUAGGAAAUACACAAUGCACAAAGUCUUUGAUUUCCUUAACCUGGUGCUGAGGCAAAAUCUCAAGUGGCCGAAUAAGAAGGGAUAUGAAAGAAGUGUUUGUAUGUGUUUUACAGGGCCUCUGACAAAAGAAAUAGAGUCAGAGAUCACAAGAAGUCCGGCAUCAAACACCAGGAGGCCAGCUGACAAAAACCUGGGACCCAUGCUGCCCAUCACUAAAGAGAUCCUGAGGGAUUUUUACACGCCGUUCAACAAGAAAUUGGCCAAAGUGCUGCGGAAUGACUCUUUCCUCUGGGAGAGUAACUCUAAACUCUGAGCAACCCACCUCCCUUUUAUUUCAGUUUUGAAAAAACAAACAAUAAAACAAACAAACAAACAAAAACAAAAAAAACAAAAAAAACAGAUGUGUCAGCCAGCCCUUUCAUUUGAGUUUCAUAUCUCUCAAGUGCCCAUGAAAAAUCAAUGUUUUUUAUUUAAAUUAUUUUCUAAGUUAUAAAAGCAGAGAUGAAUCAAAGAUAGAAAAUAGCACAGGAGAGUGUGGUGAUUUUGUGUGUGUAUGAGAGAGAGAGAGAGAGAGUGAGUACAAACAAGAGAGAAAGAGAUAUUGGCAGGUCUUGAUUGUUUUUC
Xiphias gladius (swordfish) is the source of this 2324-nucleotide messenger RNA. RefSeq names its product carbohydrate sulfotransferase 15-like. The record is from RefSeq and is a predicted model, not a curated record. The transcript has 9 exons. Gene Ontology annotation, molecular function: N-acetylgalactosamine 4-sulfate 6-O-sulfotransferase activity. NCBI's taxonomy places the organism in Eukaryota, Metazoa, Chordata, Actinopteri, Istiophoriformes, Xiphiidae. Gene Ontology annotation, biological process: hexose biosynthetic process. The coding region runs from base 358 to 2013 and encodes 551 amino acids.